This is a messenger RNA of Daphnia pulicaria, 2129 nucleotides long. RefSeq lists its product as uncharacterized. The transcript has 5 exons. The coding region runs from base 445 to 1311 and encodes 288 amino acids. NCBI's taxonomy places the organism in Eukaryota, Metazoa, Arthropoda, Branchiopoda, Diplostraca, Daphniidae. The record is from RefSeq and is a predicted model, not a curated record.
UAAGACUGCAUUCUAGAAUUGAUGUCUGUAAGUAUAUAUAUAGUAUCUAUUGAUUGUUGGUUGCGUGGUUAAAAUAUGAGACUCAAAUCAAAAGUCGCGGUUGAGACUUGUGAGGCAUGUCAAGUUUCAUUUUUUGGUUUUGUACGCUUUGUAUCUCCUCCUAUUUGACAUUGUUAUUCAUUUUUGUUUUCUUUGCCUCUACCUCGGCCAAGUGAAGUUCUGCUCCUAUAUUUUCUUGCGCAUCUAUUUGGAAGUCGUGAAAGAAAAAAAAAAAAAUCCCAACGAGCUUUUUUUUUGUGCAAUGUAAUGGUUCCUCGGAGAAAAGCGGGACAACAAGAAGAGCGAUUAACUUUCUUCCGUGAUAAAGGCCAGUCUAUCUUGGCUGUCAUGAGAGCCAUAGCCAUAGACUAUCAAGCCGACAUGUUUGUUGUAGACAGCACGUAGAUGUCAGAGGUAGAGGAGCGAGGACACGAAUCUAAGCUCGCGGCCGACUGUCUUACAUGGAGUCAUUUCGCUGCUGUAUCGAUACGACUAGACUACCCCGUAGAUAACUUUAGACUCAUUUCACUUUGUUCAUUUCUUGUCCAUCGGCGGAGGGAAGAACAGCCAAGGCUGUCCAAGUCGGUUAUUAGACACAACCGAAGACGGCCAAUUAUCGAGGAAAUAACUGCGGCGCAUUUCUGUCUCACCCCGCCAACAGUCCGGAUAAAACACCAAAGUCUGUCGGUCAUGUACGGAACGGGUUCUCUCGGUUAUCGGCAAGACGAAUCGGAGGACGAAUACGAUGUCUUCGCUGAAGUGCAACGAGAAAGGGUGGUCAAGACUUAUAGCAAAGAAUCGGCCACUAGCAAAAUGCAGUGGAACACCAGGCAGGAGCAGGAACAAUUGAAAAGCUUCAGGGACCUGGCGCUAGUUGGCAAUGAUUCUACCAAGGAACCUCGAAAUAAAGGAGAAGCAGCAUUCCAGAAAAACCUGCAUCACCGACAAAACGGUCCGGCUGGCGUGUUGUUCUCCACAUUUGGUUCUUCGGCAGCAUCACACGAUACUUCUUCACGGCUGAACUCGAGCAGCGCUGGACACGCUGGUAGUUUCGCAAGCAGCAACAAAUUCAUGGGCAACAAGGAUGUGAGCCCCAUUUCGCAGAAAGACGAUUCCGAAUCCGCAUAUUCUCAUCAUUUCUCUUCCGGAUUUGGCGAAAGCUCCUCCGAACAGCAACACCGGCACAGCAAGGACAACAACUUCCCGGUGACGCUGUCAAGAAUGUCGAUUGGCGCAGCUUAUGGGGCGAUGAAGAGCAUGAAACCAAAUUAAAAUUAGAUAAGUUCGCCCGCGAAAUUCAAGGCCGCCCUGAAGAAAGACUGUAUCGAAAUCGAAAAUUAUUCUUUGUUGCUAUUUGAAGUAUUGCACGAGAUGAAGCACUUUUCUCAUAAUGGAACUAUAUAGCUACUCUAUGAACUUAUUAUACGACCUUUCUACAUAAAAAUCAACAUUUCAGCGUAUUCCGCAUUUAGGCGAGCAUAAUCAAUGAAUUAUCUAAUCGAACUUGGUGACCCUGUCAGUAGGCAGCCAUCACGUUUAUGCAUGCUCUUUGCAUUGUUGGUACACGAGUAACAAAUGCAAACUUCUGUUUAUUCCAAUAUUUAUUGUCCCCUUAAUGUUUCCUCGUGAAUGUUUGCAAUAACAUUUGCAAAAAAUAAAUAACAAAAUUAUGUUGAAAAGGUACGCGUAGAUUGCUGUAGAGUAAAUGCGCUUAUGCUGAUUACUGAUAUAUAUAAUAUGACUGAUAAACAAUUGAGAUUACGAUUUCUCUUUUUCCAGCUUUUUCCUUAUUUUUGCACACCAUUUUUUUUUAGAUUAUUUGAGAUUAUUGCUAUAGAUAGAAAUGAAUCUUUGUUAUUGUUAAAUUUUAAAAUGACUAUCAUUACAAUAUUAAUCAACUUGAAUACGAACACGAACAGCCAGUUUUCACUUCAUUCUUUGUGACCACUAAAUAAUUAUCCUAAAAAGUAUUUUCCUUUUCGUUUUCUUGAUCGGUCUCUGCUGUGCGUGUGCUCACGUUCAUUUUUGUUUGAAUUAUGAAAUGUGUUUAUUACCUCCAUAAUAUAUUGCCGAAUUCGAGCCUUCAUUUG